AUGUCAGUGUUGCUCUUGGGAGAAUGUGUGAGUGCUGACCGCUCCAGAACUCCAGGGCCCUGCCGAGUGUCUUGUCUCCGCCAAAAAGCUUUUUCCCCCCACGGUCUCCUUUCAGGGAAGGCGAAAAUCUACCAGGGGGUCCGAGUGAAGAUGACAGUGAAGGAACUUCUGCAGCAGAGAAGAGCCAAACAGGCCACCCUGGCUGAAGCCGUAAGCAUUCCCCUCUUCAAGUCUUUCCACCUUUUUCCUUACCUCGAUACGGCGCCUGAACCUUCCUUAUCCAGCUGCUUGCAACCUUGGCCUUUCCAGAACGGGACUUCCUGCGAGGAAAUUCCCAAUUAUUUGGAGCAGCUGGUAGAUUCCUGCCUUCAAGCCGAGCCACCUCUGGAGGUACCCUUGGCCCUGGCACAGGACAGCCUGCCAUGCACACCUGAGAACUUCCAGCCAGCCCUCACCUGCCUGGGUUCUGGAUCCCCGGAGGCUCCGGAUCCUUCCAGCUCCUUCGAUUGCAGCUAUUCCCCAUCCCAGAUGCUUCCUUUCGCCCCGCUUGGGUACAGCUGCCCGGCUCUGGAUGGCAGGAGUUGCAUGUAUCCAUCCUCGGAGGAACGCACCUGCCAGUCACACAACCACGUCCCACACACCGCCGGCCUACCGACAUGCUACUGCACCCCGUGUGGUUCCCAGCACUUGGAGACAUUCCGAGCCCCCGAGUACUUUCCCUACGCCACCCUGGAUUGCAAAGACUACGCCCCUUCGGUCUCGGCGGCGGAGGACUUCUGGAAGGAUAGGAGUUGGGAUCUGUGCUACAGUUAACUUAGCAACGUCCAUCCGCUCUUGUGAACGCAGGAGUUUCAUAGACUCUCAGGUCCCCAUUUUGGGUGUUGCAAAUGGCACCUUUCUCAGGUCAACCAACACAGAAAGGGCAGGAUGCAAGCUUGAAGGCAGGGUGUCCAACUUCUGCAACUUUGGAAGACUUCUGGACUCCAACUCCCAGAAUUCUCCAGCCAGCUGUGGGAGUUGAAGUCCACAAAUCUUCAAGCUGCUAAAGGUUGACUGUCCCUCCUUUAGAGGUUUCCGGAAUUCGUCAAAGGGUUGAGUAGAAAAAGAGGAAAUCCUGAUUUGGGGCCUAAAACAACCUGUCUCCAUCUGCCGACGAAAUAAUCCAAAUUCUGCACCAAGAGACGCAGAUUUCUACAACCUGUUCAAGGGCCUUUGCAAACUGCCUGUUAUUUUAUACUAGCCGAUAACACGGCGUCGACCAGGUAUUUAUCUAUAGGGGGGGAAAAUGUCCAGACCAAACGUAAUUGCUAUUGUUGGCUUUUCCCCCUUACCACAGGGAGCCCCCUUGUGGAGUACUGUGAAGCCAUUACCAUGGCAACUCCACUGAGCUGCACAGUAGAAG
Molecule: messenger RNA, 1402 nt
Organism: Thamnophis sirtalis
Lineage: Eukaryota; Metazoa; Chordata; Lepidosauria; Squamata; Natricidae
Source: RefSeq, a predicted model, not a curated record